AUGGCUAAUACUCUUAAAAGUGAUUUGGAGUCUGAAAAGGACUCCAAAGCCUUGAAGACCUCCUUACCAGAUGGUCAGAAGGCAACUCUGGCCAAUGACCUACCACCCGAACUCCUUGUGCACAUCUUCGAAAUGGCACAAAACAUGUUCUUUCUGAACCAAUGUUCAACCUGGCACUUUCCUUUCAUCCUUGGAAAGGUCUACCUUGGCAGAUCCAAGGACUCCCCUAUUGAUCUUAAUAUCACCUUUACCCUGACUCUAAGCCAGAGAGGCAUUAGCACACUCAUAGGUAUCCUACAACCUCACUACCGAUGUUGCUGUUCCAUCAGAGUCAAGUCUGAACUCUUUUACAAACUCACAAGGGAGAUUCCGAGCAUUCUUGAAUGGAUGUGCCAAGGCCAUUAUCCAAUGCUCCAGCACAUCUGUGUGGAGGGUUUGGAUCCUCACUGUACCCGAUUCUUUACACUGACUUCUCCAAAAUGUUACAUUCCUGUUGAUCUUUGGUCACAUUAUGGGGCAGGAGUUUCUGAACUUCUACUUUCUAUAUCUGCCCCGGAUUUGGAGGAACUCACCAUCGCUCCAAUUGUUCACAACGACUUCAGCAAAUUCAGGAGGAAAACUAGUAACGCUCCUAGAUUUCCAGCCUUGAAAUCGCUCACCCUUGCACCUGCUAAUGACGGCAAAUUGACAACUUUAGCCCAAGCCAACGCUUGUUUCCCAGGGAUCAAGUUACUUAUUCUCCCCAAUUAUAAUGAACUUUACAUUGUGGAGUCUUUCAAAACAAAGGACUCUCGACCAUUUUGGCCUGAACUUGAUGGUCUCGCUGUCCAUGACAUUGAUGACCAAGGUGUAUUGUGUGCCCUUGCGCUCACUGUACCUGGAUCCCUUGUCAAUGUCAAGAAUGACCCAAAUGGACUGGCUAAAGGAUCAAUUGUUGGUGGUGGAGGCAGAUCCAUGGAAGACACAAUGUGA
Messenger RNA from Laccaria bicolor S238N-H82, 972 nucleotides. RefSeq lists its product as uncharacterized. Bases 1 to 972 code for a protein of 323 amino acids. The transcript is spliced from 5 exons. NCBI's taxonomy places the organism in Eukaryota, Fungi, Basidiomycota, Agaricomycetes, Agaricales, Hydnangiaceae. The record is from RefSeq and is a predicted model, not a curated record.